AUGGCAUCAGAAUCCGCCUCCGCAAAACGCGCACGCACACGCAAGUCGCGAGGCCGUGGCCUACGCACAACAAAUGGAUGUUUUACAUGUCGCAAGCGUCACAUCAAAUGCGAUGAGGUGAGACCGAAUUGUGGGGCUUGUGGAAAGAAUAAUCGCUCGUGUGAUUAUGCAACGACGCCUGUCCCUCGUCGCAAUUUCUUGGAUACUGUUAUUGAUGGGUCUAUUUCGCCGUCUCGAUCGAGGGUGCAGAGUGUGCAGAGCCGUGUGAGGCAGGAUACACGAAGUCCGCCGCGUAGUGGUGUCGAUUUGUCCCCCCGGACAUUACCUCCACAGGAGGUACAGCCUCAGGAGGCAACAUCUCAUGAACUGCCGUCCCAGCGUCUGUCUCCGCAUGUACCACCUCCCCAGGCACCAACUCCCCAUGCAAGGCAUGGCCACCUGGCGAGUGUUGACUUGACUACCCACCAAAGUCCUGUCGCACUGUAUCCAAACGAUCUCUCUCCUUCUGAUGCCUCGUACAUCUUACAGUCCGUGACCGGUUCAUUCUCCUCUCCUGGACCAACUGUGAAUGCGGCAGCGAGUUGGUGGUUUGAUCUGUUGGCGAACGACGCCCGAGAUCACCAGCAAGUACCAGCUAUUCCGACUGGAUAUGGGAAUGAUAGUCUCCCGUUUGAGUGCCCGCAAGCUGGUGAUCAAGUAGAGAUCACUUCCCUGCAACGAGCUACACAAGUACUUGACCUUCCUCAUGUAAAUGGGAUUGUAGGCCAGGGCUCCAUUGUUUCUCCUUCGCAGUCAAGCAAUGCGGGUGAAGAGGAGCACAUCUGGCAGUCUCGAGAGCCAAUUGAGCUUUUGCCUCGGGAACAUUUUCUGUUUGAACAUUUUGUACAACAUGUUAGUCAAUGGAUCGAUCUGUUUGACCCAACCAGCCAAUUCUCCACGCUCGUUGCACAUUUGGCAAUACGAAAUGCUGGACUGUUAAACGCCAUUCUCGCCCUAGCCUGUCGACAUCUGUCCCUAAAUCCCCGCCUGGAUAACGAGGAUUCACCAAACAAAGAAGCAGCCCUCCAAUACUACUACCAAACCCUCCACUAUGUUCAGAGAGCAAUGCAGAAAUCCAGUUACAUGACUAGCUGGGAACUCCUCUCAACAGCCCUUAUUAUCUCUGCAUAUGAAAUGCUAGACAAUUCCUCCAACGACUGGGAACGACAUCUCGAAGGUGUAUUCCUAAUUCAAAGAUCUCAAGUCAUCCACGGCGAGUCAGGCGGAUUACAAGCCGCUGUCUGGUGGGCAUGGCUCUGCCAGGAUGUCUGGGCUGCUUUCCGAGAGAAGCGCAAGACUUUGACGUUCUGGACUCCCCAUAAGCCCCUCUCGGCAUUGUCACCACAUGAACUGGCUGCGCGCGCCGUGUAUAUCACUGCUAAAGUAAUCAAUUAUUGUGCUGAGGAUGGCCCACAUGUUGAAGGAUAUAUUCAGCGCCGACUAGAUAAGGCUAAGUAUCUUCGAGCUAUGCUUGAUGACUGGCGGGAUCAUUUGACCAUUGAGUUCUCGCCUUUGCCUGUCAGCUCUCGUGAGAAGACGGGGUGUUUCCGUCCUGUCUGGAUUCGCCCGCCUGCAUUCGCUGUUGCCAUGCAGUUUUAUUCUGCUGCGCGUAUCCUCUUGAUCGCCCAUGAGCCAAGUCUUGGAGGGCUCACACAAUACCUGGAGCGACAGAUUACCAUCCAGCGUUGUGUGGAGAGAAUCUGUGGUAUUGCUAUGACAUUGAAAGAUGACGCCUCUAGUCUCAUGUCAUCACAAGCUUUAUUCAUCGCAGGAAUAUUUACACAAGAACCCCAAGCCCGAGAGGCUAUAUUAGAACUACUGGAAUCAUGCAGGAAAAGAACCGGCUGGCCGGUUCGGUCCUUAGGAGAUGAGCUACAGCAAAUCUGGGGUCUGCACGAACCUACAAGGUCUUAG
Molecule: messenger RNA, 1953 nt
Organism: Penicillium arizonense
Lineage: Eukaryota; Fungi; Ascomycota; Eurotiomycetes; Eurotiales; Aspergillaceae
Product: Zn(II)2Cys6 transcription factor
Exons: 6
Coding region: 1-1953 (650 amino acids)
Biological process (GO): positive regulation of transcription by RNA polymerase II
Cellular component (GO): nucleus
Molecular function (GO): transcription cis-regulatory region binding; zinc ion binding; DNA-binding transcription factor activity, RNA polymerase II-specific
Source: RefSeq, a predicted model, not a curated record